CUUUCCCAAAGCUCUAGGUCGGUGAGACUAUUCAUAUGGCUCUCAAAACAUGAAACAUUGUAUAAACCUACUCGUCAUUGAACUAUAUGUAAUAACAGCUAUAUACUUCAUAACGGUGUCUUGUACAUCUAAUAAUCGGGAUUAUGAAAAUAUUCAUUCACUAAAGCUUAACAAAAUUCCUAAUGACUCUUAUAUACUAAUUCACACAUUGGAAGGUGAAAUUUUAUGCGUUCAUAGACGUUCUGGAUACUUAAAAUGGAAGAUUGAUUCUGCUUCCUCUCUUAGUGCAAGUUAUGACAAUGGCCCACUCUUAGUUGUAGAUCCUAUUAGUGGUUCUCUCUACGAAUACGCAAGUUCUGUCUCAGAAUUUCUAUUUCAACAGUUGGAUCAUUCCAUCAUGGGGCACGUACGCCGUUCUCCUGCAUACUACAAGAACUUCUUAUCUCUGGGUUCUAAAUCAGAUUUUUGGACUUCUGUGGAUAUGAAUACAGGGAGAAUUUUCGAGUCAAUAUUUCAAGAUUAUGUGGAUAAGUGUCCAACUUCAUUAAACAAUGAGAAUGUUAACAACAUUCAGAACUCUACUAAAGAAGGGAUCGACAUUAUAAAUCUUGGAAGAACCCAGUAUAGUUUAGUACUUCGUGAUCGUUUUACUGGUUUGGUAAGACUUAAUAUCACUUACAAUACGUUUGCCUCUCAUACAGAAGCAGAUCUGCAAAAUUAUGAUUUACAACACGUUGCUAUUACUCAACCGGCUUUAUUGACUUUUGAAGGAUCUAAGCUAAUAUGGAGUCUACCAUUAUCAUCUCCUGUAAUCGGAAUGUAUGCAUUAUGGUCACCAUCGGAUGAUACAUCAUCCUCUGGUAGUAUUCAUGCAACACAUGAACACAAUAAUAAUAACAAUCAGAAUAACAUAAAUUCACAAUUACAUCAAACACCUUCCAAUCAUCAUAGAUUAAAUGAAAAACUCGAUGCCUCACAGAAUUCCAUUUUCACUAAAUCAAACAAUAAGCUGCAUAACAAUGAUGAUAAUAGCAAUAACAACAAUAAAAAAUCAAUAAAAGAGACAACUAAACUACCACGAAUAUUGAGACGUAUUGCAUUUACCACUUAUGCAUUAGAUUUACACAAUGCAUUAAAUCUUACAGAUGAUCAAAUUUAUCAUGCUAUAGAAGCGAAAUUUAAUGGGACAUUAGAUUUAGCACCAUCAUUAUAUAUUGGACGUUCAAAAUCAACUCCAGUCUAUGCUUUAAUGUGUUUAGCUGAGGCUACAUUGAGAAUACGUGGCUUACGUAGAACAUCUGAAAUGUAUAUGUUAGAAGGUCCAAAAAAUUUAAUCAUUAUGGAUAAUAAUAAUAAUAAUAAUAAUAAUAAUAAUAAUAAUAAUAAUAAUAACCAUCAUCGUAAUCAUCCACAAACAACUAAUACUACACUAACUACUGAUACAAACAAUCCUAAUAGUAAUGAUCAUUAUAUGCAUUACAAUAGAGAUAAUUGGCCAAUUGGUCUUAUUGGUUUAUAUGAAUUGCCUACAAAUUAUAAGAGAACAACAACAACAACAUCGUCAUCCUCAUCGUCAUCAGCAUCAUCAUCAUCAUGGGAUGUUGACGAUGAGAAUAUCAUGGAUGAUCAAUCAAUGUCUACACUGAAACGUGGCAAACGAUUGAAACGUUUAUCAUCGGAUUCAUCUACAAUGUGGGCUGUCAUUGUACCUCCACCAAAUCCUGUAACAAAUCCAACAGAAUCUGUAAAUUCUACAAAAAUCACUGUUAUCAAUACACACAUCAAAGAGAUUGAUAAUUAUUCUGGAAAUAAGCAUAAAAAAAUCAUGUCUACUAAUAAAUUACUAUGGUACAUGUCAAUGCUCUUCACUGUUUUGUGUAUAUUUUCUGUGUCUAUAUACUUUGUCAACAAUUUUAUGCAAUCUAAUACAACAAGCCAUUUAACAUUAAUUACACAAUUUAAAACAGUUUUAACAAAUUUCAAUAUUGUAUACGAUGUCAUUUCGAAAUCAUACACUACACAUAUUGACACAAAGAAUAAUCAUCCAUCAACAAGUACAUUUAGAACAAAAACGGAUCUAUCAAAGGUAACAAGUUCCAUGGUAGCAGGUCUACUUCCAUCUCAUUUUGAUACACCAGAUUCUACUGGUUGGGCUGGGUGUUCAGCACAAGAAGCUGGUCAACCGGAACCAAUUCGUUUUAAUUUGAACAAAGUUUUAGGUCAUGGUGCAAAUGGUACUAUGGUUUUCGCAUUCUACAUAUCAUUAUGGUUGAUACUUUUGCUGAAUGUGAUUUAUUGGUGUUGUUUGAUAGCUGCUAUCUCUUAUGGACACUUCUUGGCAGAUGCGUCAUCAGAUAAGAUUUCCAAUUCACAUAUAGUGACAAGAGUUUUUACAGCUGUGAAUUCUGGCCUUUCAUUAAUUCCCUGUUUCACAGGUUUAAUACUGUACAGUCGUCCUGUUCUUAGCAGAUAUCAGCAUAUCCGGUGUUGUUAUUCAUUGAUUCAACGAUUUGGUUACUCUUCACAUUAUAGACGUUUUUCAGAAGGCCAAAAUCAAUUUGACAGCAUUAGUUCUGUUAGCGAAUGAUUUUCCUUAUCACACCAAUGUGUCUUUAUUUAUAAUUUCGCUACAAUGUUUUUUUACUAAUGCCAACAUUUUUGUUAAAAAUAAAUAAUCAGUUCAAUUCUAUAUUUUAUGCAUAUGUUUAUGUAAAACUCCUUAAACACUAUUCAUUACCAUUUAUAAAAAAAAAUCUCAAGAUUUUCUCAUUUAUAUGCGUUAAUUUUACUUAUCAUAUUCUGAAUAAGAAAAUGUACAAUAAAUCUCUCAACUAUAUGCCGAAAUCAUCCUAUUUAACAAAGAUUUUUGGAGUUGGACGAUUUUAAUUUUGUAAUUAUUUUCUAAUAUAUUUUCAAGGUUUUUUUUGCAAUCAACGUACUUAAUUAUCUUACAAGUUUAUUCUCUAUCUUUUAUCCCUGAUCUUUUCCAUUACCGUCAAUAUUGCCAGAACUAUGAGAUUUGACUUGACAAUUUCAUCUUUCUGUGCUAGUGCUGCAGUACGACAAUUUGAACUGAUGUACGUGAAUACCAAGUCCUUCUACGUUAUAGCUGACUGACUGACUGCAAUUUGCUCAAUUUUAUCUCAUUCAUUUUUCUUUCAUUGUUUGUAAUUCAUAUUGUGUAAAAUCAUCCAGUUUUCUGCGAUCACCAGUUAGAUUAAUAUAUUAUUUACUGAAA
Molecule: messenger RNA, 3238 nt
Organism: Schistosoma turkestanicum
Lineage: Eukaryota; Metazoa; Platyhelminthes; Trematoda; Strigeidida; Schistosomatidae
Source: the annotation of a GenBank genome assembly